UUCAUCAUCACAGAACCAGAAUGUAAAUGGAGAGAAAACCACAGUGACACAGAGGAAGAGGGCGGGCUUCACUCAGCCUCUCUACCAACAAACCUCAACAGUUGAUCACAGAGCACCGAGCAGGACCAUGAAGGAGACGUCUCUACAUCUGCUCUUUGUGAGCUCACUGCUGAUCUGCUCAACAAACCAAGCUCGUCUGACUGUGAGUCCCAGCAGCUCUCAGUUUUUUAGAGGAGACUCUGUCUCUCUGAGCUGUGAGGAGGACGACAGCUCUGCUGGAUGGAGGCUGUGGAGGACGACAACCAAACAAACCAGAGCUGAGUGUAAAGAAUGGGGAGAAUCAUCUGGUUCUUCUUGUAUCAUCAGCUUCAUCUUCCCAGUGGACAGUGGAGUUUACUGGUGUGAGUCCAGAGAGGGAGCAACCAGUAACAUCAUCAACAUCACUGUCACUGGUGGAUCAGUGAUCCUGCAGAGUCCUGUCCUCCCUGUGAUGGAGGGACAUGAUGUCACUCUGCACUGUAAAACAAAGACCACUCCCUCCAACCUCCCAGCUGCUUUCUAUAAAGAUGGCUCCCUCAUCAGGACUGAGCCUACAGGUCACAUGACCAUCCACCAUGUUACCAAGUCUGAUGAAGGCCUCUACAAGUGUAUCAGCAGUCAUGGAGAGUCUCCACCCAGCUGGAUCACUGUCACAGAGAAACCCACCACACCUGGACCUACACCCACCCCCACCUCCUGUUCCUCCUCUUCCCCUUCUUCUAGUUCCACUGACACCACCUCUCCUCCUCCUCCUUUCCCUCUGAUGGAGGUUGUUGUCUCUGUCUGUGGUCUGGUUGUACUGGUGUUACUGGUUCUUCUGGUGACUCUGUGUGUCCGGAGGAAAUCUAAAGCUGAUGCAGAGAAAGUUGGAGAAAAUGACGUCAAAACAUCACGUCAGCCAAUCAGACAGAGCAGAGAGAGUGAUCCAGCUGCAGUCUACUCAGCAGGGAGAACAGAAGACGUCACUUAUGGACAAAUAGUCAUCAAAGACAAAAAGUCAAAGACGAGAGAGAGUGAUCCAGCUGCAGUCUACUCAGCAGUGAGAACAGAAGACAUUAGUUAUGGACAAAUAGUCAUCAAAGACAAAAAGUCAAAGACGAGAAAGACGAGAGAGAGUGAUCCAGCUGCAGUCUACUCAGCAGUGAGAACAGAAGACGUCACUUAUGGACAAAUAGUCAUCAAAGACAAAAAGUCAAAGACGAGAAAGACGAGAGAGAGUGAUCCAGCUGCAGUCUACUCAGCAGUGAGAACAGAAGACAUUAGUUAUGGACAAAUAGUCAUCAAAGACAAAAAGUCAAAGACGAGAAAGACGAGAGAGAGUGAUCCAGCUGCAGUCUACUCAGCAGGGAGAAAGGACGGUGUCAGUUAUGGACAAAAAGCCAACAGACCAAAAAAGACCAGAGCGUGUCCACCAGAACCAGAGGUGGUCUACUCUUCACUGAGGUAGACCUUCACUCCUUCACACCGGUCCACCCACUGACGUCCUGCUGACUGUAACUGCUCACCACAGCCUCUCACACCAGACUACACUCAUUUUAUCAUGCUUGAUAUGUUCCCUUUCUCUGCUUCUAAUGCUGCUUCAUCUUAUUUGAAAAAUCUUCAUCAACUAAAACUAAAGAUGGAAAGAAGAGACUCAGAGUUUCCACCUCUCAGUGUUUCAGAUCAGUGAUCAGCUCCAACAUGUUACUAUUCUCAUUUCUAUGUUCCUGUUUACCAGAAUCUGAUGAUAGCUGCCAUUAGUUUAGUGGUUAAUGAAGUCAUGAACUUUACUGUUAUUUCUAAUCUCUGUGUUUUUGGAGCCUGCUCUUGUUCCUGCAGCAGGGAUCUGGUUUCUCUGCAGGAUCAAUAAACUUUAGUCUCAUUA
Messenger RNA from Lates calcarifer (barramundi perch), 1903 nucleotides. RefSeq names its product low affinity immunoglobulin gamma Fc region receptor II. Gene Ontology annotation, molecular function: transmembrane signaling receptor activity. The transcript is spliced from 14 exons. Bases 128 to 1486 code for a protein of 452 amino acids. Lineage: Eukaryota; Metazoa; Chordata; Actinopteri; Centropomidae. Gene Ontology annotation, biological process: cell surface receptor signaling pathway. The record is from RefSeq and is a predicted model, not a curated record.